Molecule: messenger RNA, 8169 nt
Organism: Pseudopipra pipra
Lineage: Eukaryota; Metazoa; Chordata; Aves; Passeriformes; Pipridae
Gene: KCTD7
Product: potassium channel tetramerization domain containing 7
Exons: 6
Coding region: 658-1593 (311 amino acids)
Biological process (GO): positive regulation of transporter activity; membrane hyperpolarization; protein homooligomerization
Cellular component (GO): plasma membrane
Molecular function (GO): protein binding
Source: RefSeq, a predicted model, not a curated record
UCGGCUCGUUCUCAAAAGUGAUCCCGGGGCCUCCCCUAGUGCCCGCCGGGGGCAGCGCGGCCGCGGAGCCGCCAUCGGUGCUCCCGGUGCUCUCCGGCAAUUAAUCACGGCUAAUUAAUUACCCGCGGGGCGUUUCCUCGGGGAUCGAGGAGCGAGGCGCAGCCCCGGGCGGGGCCGUGAGGGGAGUGGGGGGGUGUGGGCGCUCCCGCCGCCCCCCGUGUGGGGCCGGGCCCGGCCCCGCCCGCGCGGGACCCGGAUGGGCCCUACGUGACGCGGGGCCGGGGCAGGUGAGGGCGGGCGGGGAGAGGCGGCCCCGCUGCCCCCCUCCCGUCCAUCCCCCGGCUGAUGCGGCGGCGGCUGCUCCCCCCGGAGCCGGGGCUCUGCUACCGACCGCCGGCGGCAGCGCGGGAGGGGCCGCUCAGGGAGACUCUGCUCCUGUCACCACUCCACUGUUCCACUGCUCCGUGCCCGGGGGUGAACUGAACUGGUGAAGCAAACCUAGAGAGGGACUUCAGUCACCUUUUAAUGAAGGUCAAAAAACAGGUUAAACUUGUCAGUGAUUAAUCUCUUCAUUUUACUGCCACUAAACUUAGUCUUGAAAUCCCAGGCCGAGAACUUGUCUGCCAAACCUCGCUGUUGAGGGCAUUGUUUGUGUGAAUGUUCCAAUGGCAAAGGAGGCUGUUACUCCUGGGUGUAAGAGAAUUAAGCAGUGCCACGGCUGCCUACCCAGCAGACCUGCUCCCGAGAGCCAGAGGGAUGGUGGUAGUUACGGGGCAGAACAAAGUGAGCGGAAACCCGGAUGAUGCCAUGUCGAGCUCGGAUGCAGAGGAUGAUUUCCAAGAGCCGGCCACUCCUACUGCAACCCAGGCAGGACAAGCUCUACCUCUGCUGCCCCAGGAGUUUCCAGAAGUUGUCCCCCUGAACGUGGGAGGGAUGUUCUUUACCACGAGACUGUCCACCCUGAGGCGGUACGAGGACACCAUGCUGGCAGCCAUGUUCAGCGGGAGGCACUACAUCCCCACGGACGCUGAAGGCAGAGACAUACUUAACUUUCUACGCUCUGGUGACCUGCCACCAAGAGAACGAGUGAGGUCAGUUUACAAGGAAGCUCAGUAUUAUUCCAUAGGACCAUUGCUAGACAAUCUAGAGGAUAUCCAGCCUCUGAAAGGAGAAAAAGUUAGACAAGCUUUCCUGGGCCUAAUGCCAUAUUACAAAGAUCACUUGGAGCGGAUAAUCGAAAUAGCAAAGCUCCGAGCUAUGCAGAGAAAAGCCAGAUUUGCAAAACUGAAGGUCUGUGUCUUCAAAGAGGAGAUGCCCAUCACUCCCUACGAGUGCCCCCACUUCAAUUCCCUGCGUUUUGAGAGGAGUGAGAGCGAGACCAAGCUGUUUGAGCACCACUGUGAGGUGGAUGUGUCCUUUGGGCCCUGGGAGGCCGUGGCCGAUGUCUACGACCUGCUGCACUGCAUCGUGACAGACCUGUCUGACAGGGGCAUCACUGUGGAUCACCAGUGCAUCGGGGUGUGUGACAAACACCUCAUCAACCACUACUACUGCAAGAGGCCCAUCUAUGAGUUCAAGAUCACUUGGUGGUGAGUUGUUUUGUGCGGGACAGCGCGAGGGAUAAAAGGACUUCUGGGUGACGGUCGAUUGCUUUGGAUAUUUUCGCACCGUGUCUCUGGAAAUGCAUUGCUGCUAACAUUCCUGGGAGUCAGUGAGCUGCUCAGCAAAGGGAACCUGGUGCAGAGGUUAAAGAACCUCUGGAAUCUUGACAAACCAGCCUGACAUCAGACUGUUGGCUCAGGUACCUUAACGAGGCACAACACACAAAAAUCACCUCAUGGAAAUGGUGGAGAGGAGUGUCUGACAUCUUCUAAAAGGUGCCCCCAACCACGUGGCUUUAGUGUCCCAGUCUGCAGAAUGGAAUUGCAGAUCUCUCCUGCUUUAUUGGGAAGCUGGGGUGCUAAUAAUGCUGACAUGUGGUUCAGCUUUACCCACUUAGAGAUGUUUUAGUUCCUACUUAAACUUACCACUUUAUAAAAUUGAGUAAUACCCAGCACAAAGAUUCUGGAAAUGUAAUUUUGAUGUAAUAGAUAAUUUAAAAAAGGGGGGAAAAAGAGUGUUCCCUAUAUAUUAUUAAUUGUUGUCAGGAUUAAGGUGUAUUUCUUUUUUAAUUAAGAAUCUACAUUGUGAAUUAUAAUGUUAUAUUUCAAUUAUUAUUAUUGUUAUAACACGGAAUAGCAGAUUUGGAAUAUAUUCCUUAAUGCUUUUAGGAAUAAUAACUGUCCAUGGAAGACUUGUGCCUGUUUUUAGCCUUAGAAAUUCUAAAUGUUUACAAUAUCUACAAAAAAAAAAAAAAGAAGCUCUAUAGAAUCAGGUCAUUUACAAAGGCUUUUGGUAAAUGAGAAAACCCUAUAUGUAUGUUCCUAUUAGCAGAAGUAAGAGGAAUAUUUAAUGUAUAUUAUUUUAUUACUGACUCUUUUUACAUUCUGUGAUAUUUAAACUUUGUUCUAGAGUUAAAGUCAGAUGAUACUGUACAAGUGCUUCCUUCACCUCACCUUCUUCAGACAAUUAAUUCUUAUUUUUAUCAUUCUUGUUGACCCUUCCUGGUGUCAGAUAAGGAAAAACAAAAUUCAACCUUCCUAUUCAAAUAUUUCUCCAAUUAUAAAUCAGUAGAUCUGGGUAAUAAAUCCCUUUCCAUGCCAAAAGAGGCAGCCAUUGCAGAAUCACAUUCUUUUCAGAAGGCAAUUGUUGCACUUCUGACAGGAGUAACCACAUCCCAAAGUUGAAUUACUUGAUGUCCAAAACCAAAAGGGAGAUUUAAACAUCUGCAGAUAUUAAUGUUUUGUGAGGUACAGGAAACUCAGCUGUUUUUCUAAAAUACUCCACUUGAAGGGACUUCCAAAUAAUCUUAAGGAGGGAGAAAAAGUAAAUAUUUGCAUAUUGCAUUCCACUGGAUUAGAUGAUCCAACAAUAUUGCUUAAUUAAGCUUUUGACCAAAACGCUUAAGAAACACAUUAAUUACAGGGAUCAAAAUUCUUAGUUACCUGAGGUAAUUUUUAGUGUAAUUCUAAAAACUUUAUGGUCAAAUUGUCUUGCAAAAAAAGAGCCAAAUUGUUUGCAUUGUCACACUUUCAGGCACCUAAUUUAGCAAUUUUUAGUAAAUUGUCUCUCUGUAGUGGGGGCUCUAAUGAUCUCUUUGCAAAUGUUUACUUACAGAGGCUCGUUGUCAAGUGCUGAGUUUCAAGUCCAGAGCUUGAAAUGGCAUUUGGAUCUUAAGUUUGUUUUAAUUGUUUUCUUAAAUAUUGGCCUUUGAGUUACAAGUUCUUGUACUUGUGUUUGGCGACCCAAAAUUAAGAGUUAAACUGAGACUAGUAAAGCUUCCCUACAAUGAGAGGAACUUGGUUUCUUUGCUGCUUUGCUGGCUUCAUUUAUUUUCAUUUUAUUUUUUUUUUCCCAGGGAAUCUUAAACUGCAAACCACAAUUUCUUCCAAAAUUACGUAAGAUCUUAAAGCUGAGGCUUACAAACUUUUGACUGCUUGUCCACUUCAGACAUUUAAGUUCAGGAUUUCCAGCAUAGUUUAUUUAGGGAUUACAAUGAGAAUUGCAGUUUUAAGGGGAGGUUUCAGUGUUUUUUUGCCAUUUCCCAUAUAUGUAUUUACACAGGACAGAACUCUGGUUUGAAUUUCAGCACCACUUGCAGAAACAGGACACAGUCUGAUUUUUAACAGUGUGUUUUUUGGUUUGGCUUUAAGAAUUUUCUCACUGUUUUUACAGAGAAGCUGUGACAACAAAACCCCUGUUUUGACCACGUUUGCUAUUUCUUAAUAUGCACAUGCUGAUAUUUUAUUACUUUUCCCAGUUCAUUGCUUUAAAAAAGUAAGGAAAACCACCAACCCAAAAAGCUAAAAUGAAAAUCUUGGUCUGUAUCAGCUGCAUCUUAAUCAAAGCUCUCGUCCUUCCAAUCCUCCUGGAGGCAGCAGACAUUCAGUGCAAUAAUGGGAAGGAAAACAUGGAUUUAAGCCCCCGUGCUUUCAUCAAACACAUCCGUUCUGUGCUGGGAUUUGGGCAGGUUAACCCCAUUUUUAUUGACUGCCCCUGUUCUAAGCAGUCUUUGUUUACAACCAUUUAGAUGAUCUUGCCUAAUCUGUGCUCAUUUUUUGACAGAAGCAGAGGAGUUGUGCAGGAGGAUGGCAGGGGAGUAGAAUCUAAUCACUGCUUUAUGUAACAUUAUUGACUUUUCUUGGCGUGUAGCAUAACUUUGGAAAUUCUCCAUUUGCAACAGAAAUGUGAGUAGCUGAUCUACUAAAUCUCUGUUUAACAGGAUUGAUGUUUUUGUACAUUGUGGAUGCUUUAGAAUUGUCUGAUUAAACUCAAUGCCUAUGGAAUACUGCUUUUUUUUUUUUUUUCCUUUAGGACUUUUCUUUAUAUCCAGCCAGGCCAGAGGCUUGCUAGAACAUAUUUACCUAUUUCUCCGUGCUUCUCUUGGCUUUUUUGCCACUUUAGCAUCUACAAAGCUACUUUUCCACCCCUACACUCUCAAAUCCCUGUGUUUGUGAGCUGGCACUGGAAGCAAAUUGGGCACAGUAAAUAAUCUGGUGUCAUCAAUAUAACCUUGCUGUGAAUAUCAUGUUUGCAGAUCAUUAAAAGGACAGUGCAUGUCCAUUUAGCUGAUUCAGUUUGAAGGACAUACAUUUUUUAUUUCAUAUUCUGAGACUGGAUACAGGCCCUUUUUCCAUUUUUAGUUCCAGAUUGAUACACAGGAACACACAUAUUACAAAUGACUUUUUUUCCUCCCCCAAAUAAGUCUGAAAUAUUUUCAGAGCCCAGAUCACACACCUGGAUUGCAGUGAUUAUUCUGCUUUUAUCAAUACUGGUGGGACAAUUGGGGGAUACUUAUUUAUAAUUAAAAUUGUUAGCUAUUGUUUUAUGUUGCUGUGUGUAUGAAAAAAACAUGACAAGACUAAUUCUUUUUAACAUUCCCUCUGGAACAUUUAACAUUCCCUCUGGAAUACACUCUGCAGUGGUUUUUAACAGGGAGCAAAGGGAGGUCUAAUUAUCAGGUCUCAUCUUAAAUGACUUGGCCAAUUCCACAGCACAUUCAGUAUUUCUGCAUCUGUUUUACACUUGUAAAAUAAGAAGGGUGAGAAAAGGAAAAUUUAAAAAUGAAGGGAAAAAACUCAUCUUUCUGAAUCACUCAAAAUGACCUGAAAAUAUAUUUAUGUGCAGCAGCCACUUUAUUGAUUUCAAGAGCUUAAAAAAAAAAAAUUAAAAAUAACUUUUGAGCUUGGUGUGGGCUUCUUAACUUGAAUACCCAAUACCCUACAUAGGAAUCUGAAAUACUCCUUGGUGAACUUCAGUCCUCCUUGGAGGACAGUGAAGGUGCUGCCAGCUUUGAUCUGGGAAGCCUUUGAGCCAUAAACAGAUUCUCUGUGGUCCUCUCUGUGGUGCAUGUUUUCUUCUGAGACUGCUGGGCUUUUAUUUUUAUUUUAAAGCUUAUUUUAACCAAAACUUUUAAUGAGGGAUCAGCUUCUGCAUUGGUGAGGGUGUGAGUUCUCUGGUUUGUUUUGGAGCACUUCAGGUCUUAGUUACCUGAGUAACAAAAGCAGUGAGUUAUCACAGCAGGGAGUUCUGCAUGACCCCCUUUUGAUGGAUUUUUUAAAGUUUUUAGGAAGUCUGCCUGGGAGACACCUCAUGAUGUAAUAUAUGCAAAUACCUGAACUUGUUAAUGUGAAUAUUUUUGAGAUUUUGUGGUUCAGUUUUGUAAUAUUCUCCCCUGAAACUAGCAAGAGUGCUAAGGGUUGAGUUAAACACUGGUUUUCUGAUAAGCCAGCUUAUGCCUUAGAUAUCUCCUGCCCUCAUUUUGUAAAAUCACUCAUCCCAAAGGCGUUUGAUGUAGGAAAAAGUCAAGGCUGUUAUAGUUACAGGAAAACCAGGAAUCUUCCUUGAUUCUCAACAAUGAGUCAUUUAGAGAAUUAGGGCUUGUUAAUCCACUCACACCCUCCAUUCUUUGCUCUGGUGGUCUCAGGGCUGGGUCUGGCUCACAAGAGUCCUUGAAGGCAAAACUCAAACACUUCUGUUAUGAGAAACGAGCUGAUUUGCAUAAGCACCUAAUUUGGCCUUUGCUGAGUGGUUGUUAAAAUUCCUGCAAACCGAAGGAUGUCGAUAUUUUAAACUGUUCCAAGCAAUAGCUUUGUUAAACCCUAAUCUGCUUUGAGCCAGUGGAUGUAUUGUCAGGGGUUGGCCAGGUCUUUUAUCUGUGCUUCUCGCUGUAUCUGUGUUUUCCCAGUGGAGUCUGAAGCCCAGGGAGGUUGCUGAUCACAUCCAGGGAAUACAUUUUCAGGUGUGUCCUGAGCUCGAGCUGGAUUUUGGAAAUGCAAAAGUGGGAGGGAAUUAGUUCUGCAGUGUGUUCCCCAGGGAUGAUCCUCACUACCUCUAAGGGAACACUUUGGUGAGGUGCUGAUCCACACUCCCCCACAGCUCCCUUUGUGAGCUGAAGUGUAAAAGGCAGGAGGAGAUGAGGUGUCUGGGCUGAACACUCACAGUGAGAUAAUGACUCUGACUGGAUCCCCCCUGGGCCUCCCCCCCUUCUCUGACCCUGCAGAUGUACAACUCUGUGUGCAGGAAAUUUAGUACUUCUCUCUGCUGCACCCUCAGAUUUGUUUGCAAGGUGAAUGCUUAGGGGUUGUUUUAAUAUUGCAAUAUGGUGACUGAUAGUUGCUAAAGAAUCAGUGAAAACCUUAUUACUGUCAAAAAUACCUGAGUAAAUCAAUUAAACUAACUUAUAGCAUAACCACUUUAAUUUCACUCUUCUUAUUUUUUUUAGUAAAGACUUACUUCUUUUAAGGGCUUACAUUUGUUUGUCCUUCAGCUUGCUAUGAGCUGAAGGAUAAACUGCACAAUCCCUCAUCUGUUUGGGGUUUUUCCCUUAAAAUCUAAUUACUCAUAUAAUUAAAGGUCAUGAUUUUCUAGCUUCAUUUGGCAUUUGCAAGCCCUGGGAACCCUCCUUCCCAGCUUUAUUCUCACUGCUCAUUCUUUAUAGAUGACGUGGGACAGGUGACAUGAUGAGGAAGAUGAUGGAAGUGCCAGCAGGGAAAAGCUCCUGUCAGAGCUGGUGGUUUCCAUUGCAGGGUGUUCUUUGGGCUUGAUUUCAGCUCUUGUUCUGUGUGAGGCACAGGAACCUUCAGCACCAUUUGUGUGAGCUCAGUCUGUCAGGAAUUCAGGGCAACUUCCACUGGUCGUUCAUUUCUGUGUGAGUUCACUGUGGUGUUGAUUCUGGGAGGUAAGAGGGUGGGAAAAUCCAGUGGAUUGCUGGGUCACACUGCUUGAACUUUAUGCCACAGCUGGAUCUUUCUGCAUGGCAAAGCAGAGGAAUCAUUUGGGACACAACUGCAGGACAGGUAAGAGAAGACUUCAGAGCAGGGACUGUAGAAAAAUCAUCUCUGAACUCACUAUAAAACUCUGGGAUAUAUUUCUUUCACUUCCAUCAUUUAAUAACUACUUUGCUCUGGGCAAUUUAUAGACCCCACUGGCUUUAAGCUGUGGUUCCUGGAGUUGUGCUGACCUCUUUGGUCAUUUGUAGGUAAACAAUUGAAAAUGUUUUCAGGUCGUUCACACACAGCAGAGAGGACCGAGGAUGGUUCUGAGUUUUGGGCUAUGGAAACAGAAUUUCACUUAACAGAAUCCCCCCCCUCCAGUCUUUCGUUAUCUUUCUGCACAUAAGCUGAUUUCAGAGGGUAAUUAUGCUCUGUUUAUUAUCUCCUGUAUAUAGUUCUCUAACUGGAAAUCACUUUCCAGAACAGCAGUUCUUAGUCAUUUUACUUACACAAGCUUAGUAUUAAGUUUACCUCCACUUUCACUGUGACUUUUAUAAAUGGAUUUUGUUUUGCUGAAUUAUGAAUUGUAUGUGUCUAUGCAUUGUAACCCGUAAUGCCUUUGAAAAUCCAGCCUGGAUGCUAACGAUCAGGGUUUGGAAUUCUCUCCAAAUGUGUUUUGUUAAUAAUUCUGUUGACGUGUGAUGUUCAAUACUGUGAGUACUGCAGUGUAUUAUUUCUUAAUAUUUUUGACUUUUCAGUUCGGGUAAUAUAUAGUCUAUGUUUUUUAUUUAAAACACAUAGAAGAAAAUGUGGAUAUAAAUUUGUGUUGUGCAAUAAAAGAUUAUUAUACUGAAAA